This is a messenger RNA of Acinonyx jubatus (cheetah), 2825 nucleotides long. RefSeq names its product aldehyde dehydrogenase 3 family member A2 (gene ALDH3A2). Gene Ontology annotation, biological process: aldehyde metabolic process. NCBI's taxonomy places the organism in Eukaryota, Metazoa, Chordata, Mammalia, Carnivora, Felidae. Gene Ontology annotation, molecular function: aldehyde dehydrogenase (NAD+) activity. Gene Ontology annotation, cellular component: cytoplasm. The record is from RefSeq and is a predicted model, not a curated record. The coding region runs from base 164 to 1684 and encodes 506 amino acids. The transcript is spliced from 12 exons.
GGCGUCCGGCCCGCCGAAGUCACGUGGGGCGCGUCGGCCAAUCGGCGCGCGGCGGUGGGUCCAGCCCAGCCCCGCCUGGCCGCUGUUGGGCAGUGGGACGCGGCGGGUGCGGAGAACGCGGCGGAGCAAGCGAGCCGGCGGGCGGGUGAGCGAGGACAAGGCCAUGGACAGCAAGAUCCAGCGGGUUCGCGACGCGUUCGCGUCCGGCCGGUCGCGCCCCCUGAGGUUCCGGCUGCAGCAGCUUGAGGCCCUGCGCAGGAUGGUGCAGGAGCGCGAGAAGGACAUCCUGGAGGCCAUCGCCGCAGACCUGUGCAAGAGUGAACUCAAUGCAUACAGUCAGGAGGUCAUUACCGUUCUUGGAGAACUUGAUCUCGUGCUGGAGAAUCUUCCUGAAUGGGUCGCUGCUAAGCCAGCUAAGAAGAAUCUGUUCACCAUGCUGGAUGAGGCCUACAUUCACUCAGAGCCCCUGGGAGUCGUACUGAUUAUCGGAGCCUGGAACUACCCUUUCGUUCUCACCAUUCAGCCUCUGAUAGGAGCCAUUGCGGCAGGAAAUGCUGUCAUUAUCAAGCCUUCUGAACUAUGUGAAAAAACAGCCACGGUCUUGGCCAAACUCCUGCCACAGUAUUUAGACCAGGACCUGUAUGUCGUUAUCAAUGGUGGCGUGGAGGAAACCACAGAGCUGCUGAAGCAGCGAUUUGACCACAUUCUCUAUACGGGAAGCACGGCGGUGGGAAAAAUCGUCAUGGAGGCCGCCGCCAAGCAUCUGACCCCUGUGACUCUUGAACUAGGAGGGAAGAGUCCGUGUUACGUGGACAGAGACUGUGACCUGGACGUCGCCUGCAGGCGCAUAGCAUGGGGGAAGUACAUGAAUUGUGGUCAGACCUGCAUUGCUCCUGACUACGUUCUCUGCGAACCAUCCCUCCAGAGUCAAAUUGUGCAGAAGAUUAAGGAAACCGUGAAGGAAUUUUACGGAGAAAAUAUAAAAGAAUCCCCUGAUUACGAAAGGAUCAUCAGUCUUCGCCAUUUUAAGAGGAUACAGAGUUUGCUUGAAGGACAAAAGAUAGCCUUUGGUGGCGAGACCGACGAGGCCACACGCUAUAUAGCACCAACGAUCCUUACCGACGUCGAUCCCGAAACCAAGGUGAUGCAGGAAGAAAUUUUCGGACCAAUUCUUCCAAUAGUGCCUGUGCGGAAUGCCGAUGAAGCCAUAAAGUUCAUAAACAACCGUGAAAAGCCUCUGGCCUUCUACGUCUUUUCUCAUAACGAGAAGCUCAUCAGACGGAUGAUUGACAGCACGUCCAGCGGUGGCGUCACGGCCAACGACGUUAUCAUGCACUUCAUGCUCAGUUCUUUACCCUUUGGAGGAGUGGGUUCCAGUGGGAUGGGCGCUUACCACGGCAAACAUAGUUUUGAUACUUUCUCGCAUCAACGUCCCUGCUUACUGAAAACUUUAAAGAGGGAAGGUGCUAACAAGCUCAGGUACCCUCCCAACAGCCAGUCAAAGGUGGAUUGGGCCAAAUUUUUCCUCCUGAAACGCUUCAACAAAGGAAAGCUCGGUCUCCUGUUACUUGCUUUCCUGGGCAUCGUGGCGGCUGUGCUUGUCAAGAAAUACCAAGCUGUGCUGAGGAGAAAGGCCCUGUUGAUAUUUCUGGCAGUUCAGACUCUGUCGUCCAGUAAGCAGUGAUGAGAGCCGCAGAACUCAGGACCCAGCUCUGUCUGUUAAGAGUGAGGCGGGAUACUACUGAAGAAAGAUCCUGUUCAACCUCCUAGUUGCCUGUACUGAAUUAUGCCUCUCUUAAAUAGUUAACGAACCAUUUUAAAAUCCUGCCAAAAAUAGGAAGGAAAUAUGCAAAUGCACCCUAAUCAAGCCUGCAAGUCAUUGCCACUCACCAUUAAUAAAACUUCCCGUUUCGUCUGACCCCCCCCCCCCAGCCUUCCCCCACUGUGGGGGUACACUCAGAGAACGUCUUUUACGUUGUGUUCCUCAGCUCGCGGUGGGGGGUGGGGUGGGGACGGAGAAGGUACUAGGCUGACUCCCAGGGAGAUGUAAAAGGAGUCUCUGAACCUGUUGAGUGACUUCUUACUCCAGUUCAUGGGACACAGGACUCCCCCACCCCCCCACCUUCCGCCAUCACUCUGUGAAGCUUCCAGGGGGCUCCUCCCUGCCCGGGGUUAUCAACAGCCCUCUGUAGCCCACAGAGGUGAGGAAAGAUCUUCCCAGCCCUGCCUGAGGUUUGAGGCACCGGAUCUGUGUGUUGGGGAUGGGGGGAGGUCCCUGUCCCUCACCCACUGGGACUUGAGGACUUGACCUUCCGGAGCCAGCCCUCCUGUCAAACGUGCUGUCUGACCAGUGGUCUUCCUCCUUUCCCGUCCAUUCUCCACCCUCUCUUGUAUUUGGUUUGUGACAGUCUUUUGUGGCCAUCCGCAGAUGCCUUCUGUAACUAACGCCACGCAAGACUUCCCGCAGAUCCCAGGGCUUCCAGGGAAGACAGUUGCCAAUUUCCAUGCAAGUAUCACCCGUCAUUCUUACUGGGCAGGAGUUGUAGAAUUCUGCAUCUUAUAAAACCUAACUGGCACUUUUAUUAUGCUGUAAUAAAAUUACUUACAACAACACUUAUUCUCAGGGGCGCCUGGGUGGCUCAGUCGGUUGGGCGUCUGACUGCAGCACAGGUCACAAUUUCGCAGUUUGUGAGUUCGAGCCCCGUGUCGGGCCCUGUGCUGACAGCUCAGAGCCUGGAGCCUACUUUACAUUCUGUGUCUCCCUCUCUGUCCCUCCCCAACUCAUGCUCUCUCAAAAAUAAAUAAAUGUUGGAAAAAAAAAAAAA